AUGGCUUUCGCACGGUCCGGCCUGUCUCUGUUCCGCCCAGUUGCAACUCCCACGCCCGCGGCCGUCACCCAGAUCCACCGCUUCUCACAGCGCGCCCGCCUCAGGCAGGAAGCUAAGAUCACCACUGCCUCCACCACGGCCCCCGUUGAUGCCAACGCCUCGGCCGUCGAGCAGGCUCGUCCGCCCGCCUUGCCUUAUUUUGUCCAGCGCUCUUCGUCGAACAAUCUCCCCGUCUACCUUGACCAGAAGCGCGGAGGCAAUCGCACAGAGACCAAAGUGCGCAAGGUCAGCGGGGAUUCACAAGCGCUUAAAAAAGAGCUCCAGACAUACUUGAAUAUCUCGGCCGAGGAUAUCUGGGUCACCCAUCCCAGCGGGCAUAUCGUUGCAAAGGGCCAACAUUACUCCAAAACUAUUGAGUUCCUCGAAUCCAAGAAAUUCUAA
Molecule: messenger RNA, 441 nt
Organism: Diplodia corticola
Lineage: Eukaryota; Fungi; Ascomycota; Dothideomycetes; Botryosphaeriales; Botryosphaeriaceae
Product: mitochondrial large ribosomal subunit
Exons: 3
Coding region: 1-441 (146 amino acids)
Biological process (GO): translation
Cellular component (GO): mitochondrial large ribosomal subunit; ribosome
Molecular function (GO): structural constituent of ribosome
Source: RefSeq, a predicted model, not a curated record